This is a messenger RNA of Nyctereutes procyonoides (raccoon dog), 1733 nucleotides long. It is a transcript of the gene FCRL1, whose product is annotated as Fc receptor like 1. Gene Ontology annotation, molecular function: transmembrane signaling receptor activity. Gene Ontology annotation, biological process: cell surface receptor signaling pathway. The transcript is spliced from 9 exons. Lineage: Eukaryota; Metazoa; Chordata; Mammalia; Carnivora; Canidae. The record is from RefSeq and is a predicted model, not a curated record. Bases 32 to 1231 code for a protein of 399 amino acids.
CAGGCCCUCCUGGCCCUUGGAGGGGAGAUCAAUGACCCUGACCUGUGAGACUGAGGCCACUUCUCAGCAGCUGGAUGACCAGCUCCAGUUCUGCUUCUUCAGAGAUGACCAGGCCCUGGAUCUGGGCUGUGGCAGUGACCCGGUGCUCCAGGUUCCCACUGUGUGGAGGAAAGACUCGGGAUCCUACUGGUGUGAAGCAAAGACCUCGGCACAGAAAGUCACUCGGAGCCCAAGGAUCCAGAUACAGGUGCAGGGAGUCCCGGUCUGGAAUGUGAGCUUGGAGACACAGCCUCCAGAGGGACAAGUGCAGAAGGGAAAGAAGCUGGUUCUCAUCUGUUUGGCCACCCAGGGCACGGGACACAUCACCUUCUCCUGGUACAAAGGGGCCCUGGGUUUGAACCUGGAAACAAAGACCCAGCGCUCACUGUCCGCGAAUUUCGAGAUCCCAAGGGUAACGGAGAGUGAUUCGGAGAAAUACUACUGCACGGCUGACAACGGCUACGGCCCCAGUGUUAGCGAGCUCGUGAGCAUCACCGUUAGAAGUCCAGUGUCCCGCCCCAUCCUCACCCUCAGGGUGUCUGGGGCCCAGGUCUUCCCUGGGGACAUGGUGGAGCUUCACUGUGAGGCCCAUGGGGGCUCUCCCCCAAUCCUGUACCAGUUUUAUCAUGAGAAUGUCACCCUGGGGAGCAGCUCAGCCCCCUCUGGAGAAGGAGCGUCCUUCAACCUCUCUCUUACCAUGGAACAUUCUGGAAACUACUCCUGUGAAGCUGACAAUGGCCUGGGGGCCCAGCACAGCGAGGUGGUGACACUCAACAUCACAGUGCCCGUGGAGGACAGAGAGGAACUGCUCGCCUCAGGAAUCUUGGAGGGGCUGCUUGGCGUCCUUGGUCCCACCAUUAUGGCCCUAUUCUGCUGUUGGCUCAAGAAAAAAAUAGGAAGAAGACGUCCGGCCAGGGACCUGCCCAGGAGCCCUCCCCGACCUGUGCCACAAGCUUCCAACUACGUCAACUCAGCUGCCCCACUGCAAGGACAGUCUGUAUACGAAAAUGUGAAUGUCGUAAGCGGGGACGAGAUUUACUCUUUGGUGUACCAUACGCAGCAGGAGCGGCAAGCAGCAGCAAAUCCCCUGAGGACACAUACCGAGGACCAGGAUGCCUCAGCCAUUUACUUUAGGCUGAAGAAUACAAGCGAUACGAGUGUUACAGAUGUAGACUAUGAAGAUGCUAUGUAAAGUUCUGGAAGAUUCUGCUCUUUGGAAAACUUGCAUGACUCCAAGCCUCAGAAUCAAUGUGUUCUUCAGAGACCCUGGGGUAGUCAGCUCUCUGGUACUUCUCACCCAGGUGCUUUGCUUCCAGAGACUAUUCUUGCAUCUACUGUGAAGUGGAAGUGGUUCUAGCCCUUGAAGAUACCACCCAAAAGAACCAACAUGAACAUGGCAGUGGGAAGGACCUUGUUACCAUAACCUGAUUCCAACUGGUUCUUUAAGCACACGUCAAAUUGUGCUCUAACUUCUUUUUAUCAGAGGAAACAGAGUGGGUGAAAGAACUUGGGACCUCGGGGUGGAGGGACAGUGAAGCUCACUCAGACUGCAUGGAUGCAAGGUUAGUGAUUCUGCAGGCUAGCUGCACACAGAGGUGGCUGCUGUCCCGGCCCAGGGCAGACGAGCUCUGUACUCAACCCCAGAACAGAACCCCAGCCCUGACUUACAGGACUCAUCCUGUUUCUGCAUAAAG